This is a messenger RNA of Lactuca saligna, 1066 nucleotides long. NCBI's taxonomy places the organism in Eukaryota, Viridiplantae, Streptophyta, Magnoliopsida, Asterales, Asteraceae. The record is from the annotation of a GenBank genome assembly.
AUAAAAUAAUGUGAGUGAUUAUUAAUUUAUUUUGAUAACUACUAAUGCUUUUAAAGUUUGGAUAAAAAGGAAAAGUCAAUGGUCGAUUCGCACAUUCUCGGCGUUCUUUCAACGCUAAUAUCUAUCCAAAUCGACGGUUCACCCAUUCCCCGUCCCUACACAAACUAAACCCUACAUAUAACAACCACCACCGCCAUACUCACCCCCACUACUAUCUCUCCUCUCGCUUUGAUUUUGCAUCUGCUCUUCCUUUCAAUUCGACCUUCUUUCUAUCCAAUUCAAUCCGCAGAUAUGUCUGACGAAGAGCAUCAGUUUGAGUCAAAGGCCGACGCCGGAGCUUCCAAGACCUACCCUCAGCAAGCUGGUACCAUCCGCAAGAGCGGUUACAUUGUCAUCAAAAAUCGAGCUUGCAAGGUUGUGGAAGUUUCUACCUCCAAGACAGGCAAGCAUGGUCAUGCGAAGUGUCACUUUGUUGCAAUCGACAUCUUCAAUGGAAAAAAGCUUGAAGAUAUCGUCCCAUCUUCCCAUAACUGUGAUGUCCCUCAUGUCAACCGCACUGACUACCAGCUAAUUGACAUCUCUGAAGAUGGAUUUGUGAGUUUGUUGACUGAAAAUGGCAACACCAAGGAUGACCUGAAACUGCCAACCGAUGAUGCUCUUUUGACUCAGAUCAAGGAGGGAUUUGGAGAGGGGAAGGAUUUGGUUGUGAGUGUGAUGUCUGCCAUGGGAGAGGAGCAGAUAUGUGCUGUUAAGGACAUUUCUGGUCCAAAGUAGACUGAUGUUUUUAUAUCAGCAGAAAGGUAUGCUGUUGUUGUUGUUGUUAUUGUAAUAGUAGCAGCAUUUUACUUUGUGCACUACUAUGACUAGCUCAUUUGGGCUACGAACAGUGUAUUUUACUGGUUUUGUGUACUUUGAAAUUUGAAUUUCUCCAUGUUGUCAAGUGUCAGAUUAUAAUUUUCUUUUGGAUUGGUUACAUUUUCAUCAUGAAAGUUGAUAUUUCAUUCAUACUGUUGUUUUUAAUUUUACUAUGCAAAAUUAAUUGAAAUGUAGAACAUGCUAUUUGAUC